Messenger RNA from Amoebophrya sp. A120, 2913 nucleotides. NCBI's taxonomy places the organism in Eukaryota, Dinophyceae, Syndiniales, Amoebophryaceae. The record is from the annotation of a GenBank genome assembly.
GCUCAGUUUGGACUGCGUUAUUUUACGAUUUUUCAUGUUAUCAAUUUUGGUGCUUGGACUCAACAUUCAAAUUUACACCCGGGCAACUACUGUCGUGAUCGCGCGCAUUGAAAACCAGAGGCACAGUUGUUCUGAAGGAAUGAACUCUUUCUCUGCUGCUCUGUUGGAGACGAUCUGUUUUUUUUGGUCUCUUUUGCGCAGCAGGUGGGUGACCAAAAGAGGAAGCGACCAUUGUUACGUACGAAUACAAGACGGGCAAGCUAGGGUGAUUGAAUUAAGAUAAGGAGAUGCGCAGCCGGUCAAGAUCAAUUUUUCGGGAUCAAUGCUGGCAAAUGCUCUGAUGCUUGUUCUUUCACUCUUUGAGCACCUCCACGAGGAUCCUUUUUGUGUGUGUCAAGUCUGUGUGAGUCUUUCUCUUGUCUCAGCGCACGACCACGAUAAUCAUGGUGAAGUAGAAGAACGCUAUUGGACCGAAACUAGAUACGUCGAAAAAUAGACACGGAACCAAGUACAGGAGGCAUUGACGUCACCUCUUCUUUUCUGAUUUUGAACCACUUUUACAAGAACUUCCCCACGAAGAAACCCCAAGCAUCUUCGAACAAACAUGUUGGAAGGGCUCGCAACUUUUCCGGUUGUGCUGAGCUGCAUGGCCGGCUGCCCCGCUACGACGAAAGCUGCGAUGCUGCCGUUUGUGUCGCUGCUCGGAGCUGCGUACGGUCCCGUAGACAUGCGUCAGCAGGGGUCUACCAGAAAAGCGGUUGGCGAGACGUAAGAGAGAGUUACAACAAUUGAAGCAUUUGAGUAAACGAGCCUAAAUUUUCCAAGGAGCAAGUUUUGAUUCCGGAUGCUGUACUGCUGUAUCACGAGAAAAGCGAGCUGACAAAUAAAUUCGGCCCGACCCAAUUUCAGAGUCGUGCUAAACUAUAAAAUCAGGUCGACCCAGCGCCAGGACAAGAGCGCCAAAGAUUACGAAGUGUUUCUCUUUGGGGAGGAUACUGCAGGCAGCGAGACGGUGGCGAUGGGCCAGACAGGUUUACGUGCGACGCAAUGAAUCGGAAGUGGGACGAGUGUAGCUGGAGCAACCUUAUCUUUGCUCUUGCGUACGAUAUUCCUUUCCAGAUUCUUGACGAGGAGCGCCUGCUGCUAUCAUCAAUCUGCGCAAAAAAGAACGGUUUCCUAGAAACAAAAACACUUUUUAUAUUUCCCAAGACCUACACGUACACACGAUUCCUGUUGAUAUAUCUCUUCAUGUUGAUACCCACCAAGGCAAUUUUCCAACCCGUUUUGUAACUUGAGUAAGUAUUUCACAGACAUGGCAUGAAGAAACCAAAGCCGAAGGACGAAUAUCGUCUUCGACAGUGAGACACUGUUUAUGAAUGGUAAUAAGACAGCUCGAGUUGUGCAGGCGAACUAUUUUUGCAUCCCUGGAAGAUCCGCCCGCUUCCGUGCAACAACGCACUGAAGAUGCCUUUAGUAUUCGCAAAUUUUUGCUUUUGCCUGUUUUCUGUUCGUGCCCACUGUCGCGCUCCCCGUCGUAUCGGUGCGUCCUUUUCCUCUUUCUGCGGUUUGAUUGGUUGAUCGAUAUUUCGUCCCGAGUUCGCGGCGAUCUACCUGAGUUCUGCGUGUGAGGAGCGUGAGGCGCGGUUGUGCAUUUGGUUGUCCAACUGAGAGCGAGUGUUGCGGCCAGUCCUUGCGCGCUCGUCGAUUUGGAGAGUAAGCCGAGCGUGACAGGCAAGUCCGUGAUAGGCAAAGCGCGUCGGGCAAGGCCAUUAAUACAGAUCGACGGCGUCGCGUGCAAUGGAUGCAACGCGACCGAGCAGCAAAUGCACCUCGGAAAACUCGCGAUCGGACUUUUUUGGUUGUGGCAUCUUACGUACUUAUUUGAUAGGAGAGAGAAAGAGGGAAUUCGCCGUGCCAGUUUCUCGCGGUACUACUCGCUUCACAAAACUGUUUAGCUGUAGACCUGCCGCGUCUCUCAUCCGUACGGACAAGAGGGCUCAGGUAAAACAAGCGCAGCGGUGCCGCAAUAUUUAUUUUGUAAUGAAUUCACUUCGGCGCCGCCCGCCCAUUUCGAGCUACGGACUUUGCUAGUCGUCUCCUUCUUCAUUUUCAACCGACAUCUCACAGGACGCGCUUGCAGAAUUAUGCUCCAGUGCUAAGCUUCAUCAAGCUUUCCGUUCCAACAACAAUGGACUCAGAUUCUGCGAGUGAAGCCGUCGGCCCCUCCGUCCUUAAGAUGAGGAGGAUUAAUACCAAGGGCGACGGGAGGCCGACGGCUUUGCAGGGGAAAGAGGAUCACGCAGCGGCCCAUCAUGGUGCAGCGGGGGAGGAAGAAAUCAAGGAAGCGGAUCCGCCAGAAGAUCUGCGGGGAAUAAACGGAGACAACAUUAAGUCCCCUGCGUCUUUAAGAUGAGGAGACUUAAUCCUCAGGGCGACGGACAGGAGGCCGACGGCUUUGCGUAGGAAGGGGCGCGCGCGCGCCGGACGGACCUCCGCGCCCGCGUGCCCGCGCGCGCUUCCGGUCGCAUGUUCGCAGGAUCGUGCGCGCGCUCGCAGACCACGCCCCUCGCGCGCCCGCGCGCACUCCCCAGAACGCAGGAGCAACGGGCGUGCCCGCGUGCGAUGGGCAUGCGCGCGUGCGCAAGGUCGCAGCUUCGCGCGCCUCGCGAUUUUUAUCGCAGGAUCGCGCGCGCGCAGGCAAGGUUUGGUCGGGCCCGCGCUUGCGCUCUUUCAAAUUUUACUGUGCGAGGAACCGGCCAUGAUCAUGAAUCAAAGUUAAGUGAACGCCUCGGCUUGACGGCCGAAGGGUCUUGAUGAUGGACUGCAGGACCGCGCAGAGAAACGACAUUUUGCAAAAGAUGAAAAGGCAUCGUACUUUUCGCAAAAGAUGAAACUUCCCCAGCAAAGAUUCAU